CAUCGAUGUUUCUCUCUCUCUCUCUCUCUCUCUCUCUCUUCCUUCCUCUCUGAAAAAAAAACAAACCCAACCCAAUUAAAUAAACACAUUUCAUAAGUCUAUAGCUGCCAUUGUUAGUGAUUCCUCUGAUGGAUCUGGGCAACGUAAAUUGAAAACCUGGAAAAGAUUCACCAUGUUGUAUUCCAUUAAGAACAUUUGCGAUUUAUGGGAAGAAUCAAAAUAUUAACAUUAACAGGAGUUCGGAAGAAGUUGAUUCCAACACUCAUGAUGACUUUGAGGGGUUCAGGACUUCAGUGGAGGAAGUAACUGCAGGUAUGGUGGGAAAAAGAAAGAGCCAGAAAAUUAGUAGCCAGAAGAUAGGACUGAAUUGCUGAAAUCUCGUGAUGAGACAAAUGAGGAGUUACUUCUUACGGAUGAGCGAAGAAAGUGGUAUUUUGAGAUGGAAUCUACUCCUGGUGAAGACGCUGGGAAGAUGGUUGAAAUGACAACAAAGGAUUUAGAAUAUUCUAUAAGCUCAGUUGCUAAUGCAGGGGCAGGGUUUGAGAGGAUUGACUCCCAUUUUGAAAGAAGUUCUACUGUGGUUAAUACGCGAUCAAACAGCAUCACCUGCUGUAGAGAAACCAUUUGUGAAAGGAACAGUCAGUCAAUGUGGCCAACUUCACUGUUGCCUUAUUUUAAGAAAUUGGCCAGGCACUUUGGGAGCCGAGGGCUUCGGUGCAGAGGUGGCCAAGUCCAAGAACCACACCACGCACAACCAGUCCCGAAAAUGGCACAGGAACAGCAUCAAGAAACCCCCAUCACAAAGAUAUGAACCUCUUAAGGAGGUAGACCCCAAGUUCCUAAGGAGCAUGCACUUUGCCAAGAAGCACAACAAGAAGGGCCUGAAGAAGAUGCAGGCCAACAACGCCAAGGCCCCCAGCGCAUGUGCCAAGGCCAUCAAGGCCCUCGUCAAGCCCAAGGAGGUCAGGCCCAGUAUCUCAAAGGGCAGCAGCAGCAGCAAGCUCAGUCGACUUGCCUACAUCGCUCACCCCAAGCUUGGGAAACGUGCUCGUGCCCACAUUGCCAAGGGGCUCAGGCUCUGCCGGCCAAAGGCCAAGGCCAAGGCCAAAACCAAGCCCCAGGCUGUGGGUGCAGUUGCAGCUCAGGCUCCCGCUCCCAAAGGUGCCCAGGCCCCCACGAAAGCUCCACAGUAGAGGCCUCUGUCUGCCGAUGUGAUGUGAGGACGGAAGGACUGGUGGGACCUCUGGGUUGCUGUCUGCAUGGAGCUGGUGUCCUCCUUUGCUAUUUGAACAAAUAAACCUGAGGCAGGAUCUGUCAAAAAACAAGAAAUUGGCACAGCUGCCCCAGCCUUCCGCAGCCACCACGCUGGUCAGCCAGCAGCCAUCAACACUGAGGCAAGACCCUCCGCCAGCAAAAAGGUUAUGGCUCGCUGAGGGCUCAGAUGAAGCUUAGCAUUUUUUAGCAAUAAAGUAUUUUCUCAUUAAGGUAUGUACAGUACAUAUUUUUUUAGACAUAAUGCUAUUGCACACUUAAUAAACGAGAGUAUAGUGAAAACAUUUGUUUAUAUGCACUGGGAAACCAAAAACUGUGUGCGACUUGUGUUAUUGUAAUACUCGCUUUAUUGUGGUGGUCUAGAACCGAACGAACCUGCAAUAUCUCCAAGGUAUGCCUGUCCUGAUAAAGGUGGGGAAAUACCUGCUUUAACAUAU
This is a messenger RNA of Myotis myotis, 1709 nucleotides long. Its product is annotated as 60S ribosomal protein L29-like. Gene Ontology annotation, molecular function: structural constituent of ribosome. Gene Ontology annotation, biological process: cytoplasmic translation. Bases 525 to 1193 code for a protein of 222 amino acids. The record is from RefSeq and is a predicted model, not a curated record. NCBI's taxonomy places the organism in Eukaryota, Metazoa, Chordata, Mammalia, Chiroptera, Vespertilionidae. Gene Ontology annotation, cellular component: cytosolic large ribosomal subunit; ribosome. The transcript has a single exon.